AAGCCUCUGCUCAUAACCCCCUCUUUUAUUUCUUCCUUCCAACAAUUCUCUCUUAUAUUUACACAAACAUAGCCAGUUCACAGUCCACCAAUCAAUCCUCUCUAAAUACAACUACUCAUUUCUCUCAUUGGGAUUUCCCCCUUACAUAUACCUGCUGACACUGACAGCCUUUCCAUUACCAUCUCUUCCCCUUUUCUUUCUUUAUUUCCCACCUUGUAUAACUGUCACCAUUCUUCUACUACUACAUACAUACUACUACUUCCAAUGAAUCCAAUAUAUACCCACCAAUCAAUUUUGUUUCUUUUUUCUUGGGUCUAGUCUUUUCUUCUUUUUCCAUUCUAUUUUGGAUUUAGUGAAAUCUUGAUUUUUUUUUUUUUUGAUCAAUGUUGCUGCUGUAAAAUUAGGAGCUUUACCCCAUUCUUGAACUACAUACUACUACUGAUGAAAACAAUACAUACCCAUCAAUCAAUUUUGUUUCUUUUGUCUUGGGUAUAGUUCUUUUUUCCAUUCUAUUUUGGAUCUAGGGAAAUCUUGAUUUUCUUUUUUUGAUCAAUGGAUAUGGAAGGUGCUACUGAUGGAACUGUAAAAUUAGGAGCUUUACCGAUGAAGCCUGAUCGGGUGUUCAAUAAUUUGGAACCUGAAUUUACUGUUUCUUCACCAGUUACACGUCAGAAAGCUGCUGCUGCUAAACAGUUUAUUGAGAAUCAUUACAAGAAUUACCUUCAAGGAUUGCAAGAUCGUAAAGAAAGGAGAUGGGCGUUGCAGAGGAGGGCUCAAGAAGCACAAGUACCUAGUGAGGAGCAAGAAAAGAUGCUUAGGAAUUUGGAGAAAAGGGAGACUGAAUAUAUGAGAUUGCAGAGGCAUAAAGUUGGGAUUGAUGACUUUGAACAAUUGACUGUUAUUGGUAAAGGCGCCUUUGGUGAGGUUAGGUUGUGUAGAUUCAAAAGUACUGGAGAAAUCUUUGCCAUGAAGAAAUUGAAGAAAUCAGACAUGCUUAGCCGUGGACAGGUUGAGCACGUCAGAUCUGAGAGGAAUUUGCUUGUGGAAGUUGAUAGUCGGUGCAUAGUGAAGCUCUUCUAUUCUUUCCAAGACUCGGAUUUCUUGUACCUUAUAAUGGAAUAUUUGCCUGGUGGUGACAUUAUGACCUUACUGAUGAGAGAAGAUGUUCUUUCUGAAGAUGUCGCACGGUUCUACAUUGCUGAGAGUAUUUUGGCUAUUCAGUCUAUUCAUCAGCACAAUUAUGUACAUAGGGACAUAAAACCAGAUAACCUUAUACUGGAUAGAAAUGGCCACUUAAAGCUUUCAGAUUUUGGCUUAUGUAAACCCCUGGAAAAUAAAUACUCAUCAAUAUUAUUGGAAGAUGAAGACCUUACUAAUGCGGAGUCCAUUAACGGGUCUGAAGGGCAAUCUGGUGGUGAUAGAGCUUCAUGGCCAAUGCCAAAAGAACAAAUACAGCAGUGGAAACGCAACCGACGUGCCUUGGCAUAUUCUACUGUUGGAACUCUUGAUUACAUGGCACCAGAAAUUCUGUUGAAAAAAGGAUAUGGAAUUGAAUGUGAUUGGUGGUCAUUGGGGGCAAUCCUGUAUGAGAUGCUUGUUGGGUAUCCUCCCUUCUGUUCAGAGCAUCCAAGAAUGACUGCACGCAAGAUAAUUAGUUGGAGAACAUGCUUGAAAUUCCCAGAUGAACCAAAAGUAUCAGAUGAGGCUAAGGAUCUGAUCUGUCGUUUAUUGUGUGAUGUUGAAUCAAGAUUAGGGACCGGAGGAGUGGAUGAAAUAAAGGCUCAUCCUUGGUUCAAAGGAAUCAACUGGGACAUGCUUUAUGAAAUGGAGGCUGCCUAUAAACCUGUCGUUACCGGAGAGUUAGAUACUCAAAAUUUUGAGAAGUUUCCUGAGGUAGAAGAUCCUUCAUCAACAACACCAAGAGUUGGACCCUGGAGAAAGAUGCUGACAUCAAAAGAUUCCAAUUUUAUUGGAUUUACUUUCAAGAAAUCAGAUAUCCUCAAAUCAGCUGAAACUUCAGGUAUAGAUAUGAGUUCCAAUGGACAUUCAAGGCCUCCCUCAUUAGUAUCCUUAUUUGGUCGGAUAGACUUGCAAGAUACAAUAGAAGAGGACCAGAAAGGGGAACAACAGAUUUUAUGAGUCCAACUGCUUGUCCAUUCUAACAAGAAGCGGCAAAUUUCUUUUGUACAAAAAGAGAAUAAACUAUAAGCUUUGUGUUCUGCAUGGUUUUGAGUUUUUGCCUUCUCCACUUUUAGUCUUUACUAAUUCUUAUUGUAAAUACACUAUGACAUACAUUCCUUGAUUUCUAUCCGAUUGAAUUAAUAGGGAAUUGCCAGUUUUGCUAA
Molecule: messenger RNA, 2345 nt
Organism: Lycium barbarum (goji berry)
Lineage: Eukaryota; Viridiplantae; Streptophyta; Magnoliopsida; Solanales; Solanaceae
Exons: 12
Coding region: 553-2139 (528 amino acids)
Biological process (GO): intracellular signal transduction; peptidyl-serine phosphorylation
Molecular function (GO): ATP binding; protein serine/threonine kinase activity
Source: RefSeq, a predicted model, not a curated record